This is a messenger RNA of Papaver somniferum (opium poppy), 438 nucleotides long. RefSeq lists its product as uncharacterized. The transcript has a single exon. Bases 1 to 438 code for a protein of 145 amino acids. Lineage: Eukaryota; Viridiplantae; Streptophyta; Magnoliopsida; Ranunculales; Papaveraceae. The record is from RefSeq and is a predicted model, not a curated record.
AUGAUUGAUGAAUUCAAGGAGGCCAUGAUCAGAGAAUUUGAGAUGAAAGAUAUGGGCUUAAUGACAUAUUUCCUUGGACUUGAAGUUUUACAGUCUGAUAAAGGAAUUUUUGUGUCACAAAAAAGAUAUGCAAAGACUUUACUGGAACGUUUCAAGGUGAGCAACUGUAAAGCAAUUAGAACUCCAGUAGAAAAAAGGUUGAAGUUAGAAAAAGGAGGAAAUGGAGAAUGUGUUAAUCCCACAUAUCUCAAACAGCUUGUAGGAAGUUUAAGAUAUUUAACUUCUACAAGACCUGACAUAGUAUAUGGAGUAGGACUUGUUAGCAGGUUCAUGGAAACACCAUUUCAACCUCAUCUACAAGCAGCAAGACGAAUCUUAAGAUAUGUAAAAGGAACAAUUAAUUUAGGAAUGUUCUAUAGUACUUCAAGGAAGGCAUAA